GCUUCUCAUUUUCCUGAAUUCUCAAUGUCAUGUUUCAAACUCUAACCUGUUACACAACACUCCACUCAUCACCAAUGGACUCAACUUCAUUCCUCUCCUCUGCUCCUACCCUUUUCACCUCCACCACACACAACUCCAUUUCCAUCACACCCACCUUCUCCUUUCCCAGAAACUCUCUUCCUUUCACCAAAAUCAUGGCUUCAUCAGCUACUACAUCAUCAACAGCACAACCCAUCGUGUUUGGUUUCAAGACUUUGAUGGAAACCUUCACUGUUGAUGUGCACAGAGCAGAGAACAGGCCAUUGAAUGUGCCCUUGAUUGCUCCUUUCACCAUCGCUUCUUCCAGGUUGGACAAGGUGGAGAACGUUGCUAUCAGAGUUGAGCUGAAGAACGGUGCUGUUGGGUGGGGUGAGGCGCCGGUUUUGCCUUUUGUUACUGCAGAGGAUCAACCUACUGCCAUGGCUAAAGCUUCUGAGGCGUGUGCGUUCUUGUAUAAGUGUCCUGCACUCACUCUGGGUUCUUUGUUGGGGGAGAUUGGUGCUAUUCUUCCAGGGCAUCAGUUUGCUUCAGUUAGGGCUGGGGUAGAGAUGGCAAUAAUUGAUGCUGUUGCAAAUAGUAUUCGUGUGCCAUUGUGGAAGCUUUUUGGUGGGGCUUCAAAUACCAUAACGACAGAUAUAACAAUCCCAAUUGUUUCUCCAUCUGAAGCAGCUAAAUUGGCUUCUAAGUACUAUAAAGAAGGAUUUGAGACUUUGAAGCUGAAAGUUGGAAAGAAUCUGAAUGCAGAUAUAGAAGUGCUCCAAGCUAUACGUGCUGCCCACCCUACAUGUCAGUUUAUUCUCGAUGCUAACGAGGGGUAUAACUCUGAAGAAGCAGUGGAAGUUCUUGAGAAAUUACAUGAUUGGCUUUCUAUUUCAGAAAUGGGGUUGACCCCGGUUCUAUUUGAGCAACCGGUUCAUAGAGAUGAUUGGGACGGUCUUGGAUAUGUCAGUAGUAUAGCAAGAGAAAGAUAUGGAGUAUCUGUUGCAGCUGAUGAGAGCUGCAGAGGUUUAACUGAUGUUUACAAAAUAGCAGAAGGGAAUCUUUUAGAUGUCAUUAACAUUAAGCUCGCCAAAGUUGGAGUAAUGGGCGCGUUGGAUAUUAUAGAUAAGGCGAAAGUAGCAGGAUUAGAUUUGAUGAUUGGUGGUAUGGUUGAGACAAGAUUGGCUAUGGGUUUCGCUGGUCACCUUGCUGCUGGUCUUGGGUGUUUUAAGUUCAUUGACCUAGACACACCACUUCUACUUGCAGAUGAUCCUGUUCUUGAAGGCUAUGAAGUGUCAGGUGCCACAUAUAAGUUCACAAAUGCUAGGGGUCAUGGUGGAUUCCUUCACUGGGACAAUGUUGCUUAAAGUUAGAAUUUUGCCAACCCAUGAAUCUGCAAAAGCCUAAAUGGACAAGUUGGUCAGAAGUUCAGACUCCACAAAGAACUGUGGAGCAAGUGAAUAAUAGUGCAGAGGGCCUUCUGCAUGAAAAUAAGGUGUGGAGUUGUGACAUUUGCAGGCGGUAAUAACAAUAGUAGCCAUAAGUAGAGAAUUCUUGAGCAGCAUGAGUAGCUAGCUAGCAUUUGACAAUUGCUGUGUUUUGCUUCUUUCACUGCUCAUCAUUUUCUGGAAAAAAACUGUUCUUCUGGUCUUGUAGCAAAUUGUAACUAGUUUUCAAUGGAUACAACUUAUAUUUUCACAUUUGCUAA
Lotus japonicus is the source of this 1726-nucleotide messenger RNA. Its product is annotated as L-Ala-D/L-amino acid epimerase. The record is from RefSeq and is a predicted model, not a curated record. Bases 30 to 1385 code for a protein of 451 amino acids. The transcript has 7 exons. Gene Ontology annotation, molecular function: racemase and epimerase activity, acting on amino acids and derivatives. Lineage: Eukaryota; Viridiplantae; Streptophyta; Magnoliopsida; Fabales; Fabaceae.